Betta splendens (Siamese fighting fish) is the source of this 3130-nucleotide messenger RNA. RefSeq names its product solute carrier family 26 member 6, like (gene slc26a6l1). The record is from RefSeq and is a predicted model, not a curated record. Gene Ontology annotation, cellular component: membrane. Gene Ontology annotation, biological process: transmembrane transport. Gene Ontology annotation, molecular function: bicarbonate transmembrane transporter activity; chloride transmembrane transporter activity; secondary active sulfate transmembrane transporter activity. Lineage: Eukaryota; Metazoa; Chordata; Actinopteri; Anabantiformes; Osphronemidae.
AAAGCAGUGAUAGCAGCGCUGCUGUGAAUGAUUUGGAUUUUCAGAAGUUUCAGUUUCCAUUGUAAAAUCCUAUUUCAUUUUAGAUUAUUAUCCAUUACAGUGUUUGGCUCAGUCACGUGAUGCAGAUCUGGAACAUUGCUCUCAGCCUGGAUUCAGGUUUCAUGACGGUUCUCUCUUAAAGGCCCAGUAUAUAAUCAAUGACCACAUGUUGAAUCCAUCCAAAACACUUUGAAUGUUGUUGCACAGACUUCUCUGGGAUUUGUAUUCACAUCUUAUACAUUUGUGUGUUUUUCUAGUCCUCAAUAAAGGCUUCGUCAUGUCAUGGGAAGCUUAGGAUGUCACUUCAGGGUUCAUUGGCUUCGUUUUUGCUGUUGAAUGGAAAAGCUUUCAGGAUGGAAGUACACUUUCCACCUUCAGACCACAAUUACAGAACAUCCUUUUCUCUUUUAGCGCUGCCCACAACAUCCUGACCGUGGUUAAACAUUAGGCGUUAGGAUGUAUAUAUGCCUGUGGGAGCAGUAGGGGAGCAUUUACCGUGGCAUUCGCAGGCGUCACAGGCGUUCUUGGAAUCAAUCCUAGUGCAGGUUCAGUCCAAUGGACGCCACCAACAGGUUUGUGAAGUACAGAGUGGAGAGGGAAGUUCUGGAUGAGCAGAGCCUGGAGGAGUUCACGCAGAGAAAGACCUAUUCGGACCGUCAUCGUUCUUUAAAGGAACAACUUAAAGAUUCCUUAAGAUGUUCUGGGGCCAAACUGAAAAGGGCCGUGAUCAGCAGCUUCCCCGUACUGUACUGGCUGCCCAAGUACUCAGUGUGGGAUUAUGGGAUGCCUGACCUGGUUGCCGGCAUCAGCGUGGGCAUUAUGCACCUGCCGCAAAGUAUGGCCUAUGCAUUGCUGGCUUCUUUACCUCCUGUAUUUGGACUCUACACCUCUUUUUAUCCGCCACUCAUCUACUUCUUCUUCGGAACAUCACGUCACAUCUCUAUUGGUACCUUCACGGUGCUCAGCAUCAUGAUAGGCGGCGUGACAGAGAGACUUGCCCCGGAUACGGGCUUCCUCAUCGGCAACGGGACCAACGGCAGCGCGGAGGUGGACGUGGCCGCUCGGGACUCGUACAGGACGCAGGUGGCGGCCGCCACCACCGUCCUCGCGGGGCUCAUCCAGGUGGUGCUGGGUCUGGUGAAGUUCGGCUUCGUGGGAACCUACUUGUCUGAACCGCUGGUGCGCGCCUACACCACGGCCGCCGCAGCGCACGCCGUGGUGGCGCAGCUGAAGAACCUGCUCGGCGUGGCACCCACGCGCGCCGGGGGCCCGCUGGCCCUGGUCCACACUCUGAAGGACGUCUGCUCUUUGCUGCCACACACCCACAUCCCCACGCUGGUGGUCAGCGCCGUGUCCAUGGCGCUGUUAAUUGCGGCCAAGGAGCUCAACUCCUUCCUGGGUCCGAAGCUGCCGGUGCCGAUCCCGGUGGAGCUGAUCACGAUUGUGACUGGAACACUGAUUUCUAACUAUGUCGGCUUGAGCAGCAACUACUCUGUGUCGGUUGUUGGACAAAUUCCCAGUGGGUUAAGUCCACCCAGAUUACCGGACGUGAGCCUUUUUGGAGAAGUCGUGGGGGAUGCCUUUGCUCUAGCUAUUGUUGGAUAUGCCAUUAGUAUUUCACUGGGAAAAACAUUUGCAUUGAAACAUGGAUACAAGGUGGAUAGCAACCAGGAGCUGGUGGCGCUGGGCCUCAGCAACGCAGGGGGAGGCUUCUUUCAGUGCUUCGCCGUCUGCCCGUCCAUGUCUCGGAGUCUCAUCCAGGAGACGGCGGGAGCGAAAACACAGAUGUCUGGAGUCGUCUCAUCCCUCAUUGUGCUUGUGACUAUACUGAAACUUGGACCGCUGUUCCAGGAGCUGCCAAAGGCCGUCCUCGGAGCGAUUGUAUUCGUAAAUCUGAAGGGGAUGUUCAAGCAGUACUUUGACGUCGUCACCCUGUGGAGGACCAGUAGGACCGACCUGGCCGUGUGGUUGGUCACGUGGGGGUCAACACUGCUCCUCAACCUGGAUCUGGGUUUGGCUGCAGCAGUCACCUUCGCUGUGCUCAGUGUCAUCGUCAGGACUCAAAUGCCAACAUACUCUGUUCUGGGACAUAUUCCUGGUACAGAACUGUAUAUGGAUUUGGAAACACACAAAGAGGCGAGGGAGAUUCCUGGUGUUACUAUAUUUCGCUCCUCUGCUACAGUGUAUUUUGCCAAUGCAGAGCUUUACCUUGAAGCCCUGAAGGAAAAGAGUGGGCUCGACAUCAGUAAGAUGAUCAUCUAUAAACGCAGGCAGGAGGCCAAGCAGAAGCGGAGAGAAAGGAGGGCUGAGAGGCGGGCGAGGAGGCGCGCCAAGAGAGAGAGGCGAGCACAGAGGGCGGCUCAGCAGCUGCCGGCCUUCUCUGUGGAGCAAGAGGCCGGCGGCUGGAGGGACACGUGUGUGGACGAGAAGGACGAGGACGGGGAGGAGCAGCGCUGGACGGAGAGGGGCAACGGGACGGUGUUCGUUGUUCCCGCCGCGCCGCAAACACCCCACGGACACUGCCGAUGGGAGUACCUGAAAGGAGGGGACCCCGACGGCACGAGCCUGGGCGGGAUGUCCCAGGACGGGGACGCCACGACCGUGGACUCCAGCAGCGAGGACACGCUGAGUCGCGACCUGGAGCGGGUUUCUCUGGGUUCUCUGGGCAAGUGGACCUGGGACAUACACUCCAUCAUUCUGGACCUCUCCACGGCUAACUUCAUUGACACAGUGGCCAUAAAGACUUUGAAAAAUAUCUUCCAGGACUUCGGGGAGAUCGAUGUGGACAUCUACGUGGCUGGCUGUCAGGCCUCCGUGGUGGCGCAGCUGGAGCUCGGAGGCUUCUUCUCACAGACAAUAACCAAGAGGCGCCUGUUUGCCUCGGUGCACGACGCCGUGCUGCACUGCGUGGACCACCGCGGAGCCCCGCUGUUCCCCGGAUGCACGCCGUCAAACACAAAACUCUAAUGACUGCAGCAACGGGACGUCCGGCAUGAAGAAAGGAUCCCAACACCUCCAUCACAAGCUGAGAGCUUGUGCUUUUAAAUGAACAGUUGCUACUUUUCCCCCCUUUCUUUCAUUAUAUAUUCAU